This is a messenger RNA of Aspergillus candidus, 2067 nucleotides long. Its product is annotated as HET domain-containing protein. NCBI's taxonomy places the organism in Eukaryota, Fungi, Ascomycota, Eurotiomycetes, Eurotiales, Aspergillaceae. Bases 220 to 2067 code for a protein of 615 amino acids. The transcript is spliced from 2 exons. The record is from RefSeq and is a predicted model, not a curated record.
CUUACUACAUGUGGUUACUUCAUCCCCCAGGUCGGGGUCAAUACGAGCCCGCGCAGCACGUGGUGCAUGAUGCUGCGACUCACGACCAGAACACCUCUAGGUCCUUACUUUCUACGCAGAGACUGAGUCUGUAGACACACGCGGGGAAGUAGGUCUGUAUAGGCCGAUGCGAUCUAUCCGUCAAAUCGAAAGAAAAGUCGCGUCUAGAACGAAUGAACAAUGGACCCGGUCCUCGAGCCUUACCGAUACCAAAGAUUGAGCACGCCCCGCUCAUUCCGGAUUCUGGAAGUUGAACGAUUUUCAAAAGAUCCAGAAGUUCAAGUGCUUCAUGGCAAGAUCACAGAGGAGUUUAUUGACAACCCUCCAGAUUACGAAGCCCUUUCCUACACAUGGGAAGAUCCGACUCUUUCAGAGCAGAUUAUCCUCGACGGACGAACAUUGUUAAUCACGCAUAGCGCCGCGACUGUCAUCCGGCGCAUGCUGCGGGGAAAGUGGACGCGGCGAAUUUGGAUUGAUGCCGUCUGUAUUGACCAGUCAAGAGACCCCGCUGCGCUUCGAGAGCGCAGUGGUCAGGUCCAACUGAUGGCGGAAAUCUACCGCGCGGCGAGUCGCGUCAACGUCUACCUCGGAGAAGGUGAUGCGGAAUCCGACGCCGCGGCGAGAAGCCUCCUGGCGCUUUCCCUGUCGCGGACGUUUGCUCUGGCCCCUGGGCCAUUCAAGAACUUCAGGAGAAGGAGGUACGAGCGGCGGGUGGCCGAUGCAGUCCGUAUAACAGAGGAACGGCCGUACGGGCUUCUAUUUGCGCUGUUCAGAAGACCUUGGUUUCAGCGCACCUGGGUACUCCAGGAAGUCGCCAUGGCGAAAAGUACCAUGUUUUACUGCGGCAACCGGCUGGUGCAUAUGGAGGUGCUUAACGCAGGCAUUGACUUCAUGUCCGUAUACGGCCAUGCCUCCAACUUGCCCGCGGGUCUCCACAUCCACUGGAAGUCCUAUAUCGAGACACACUAUGCCCUCCAGAACAUUGUGCGCAGAAUAUCUGAGGGGGAAACUCUGCCCGACCUAACAUUGACUUCGAUUCUCCUCAGUGUAAAUUUAAAGUUCGCUACCAGGCCCGAGGACAAGGUUUAUGGGCUUUACGGGAUUUGCAAAUAUCUUGGGUUCCGGUUGCCUGAGCCGGAUUACCAAAAGUCUCCGGAUGAGGUGUACACCGAAGCGGCGUGUUGCAUGAUAGAACAAGAUCGGUCACUGGAGCUUUUGAGCUUGCUUGAUGGUUCCGGGCUGGCCUUAGGGUUGCCGUCAUGGGUGCCUAAUUUAACGGGCUUCCUCGCGCCAAACGGGACGAAAACCUUCACCACUACAAAGCACUUUCAAGCAGCUGGGUCAAGCAAGUAUACCUAUAACUUGACAACGGAGAAUACAAGACUACGAGUGCUAGGAAGAAAACUUGGCCGGAUAAAGUCAGUCGGGAUAAUCUGCGACACGGACCCCAACAACCAUCCUGCAAUAGGACCCCCACAUACAACGCCUCAAGUGUUCGAGGCUGUGACGCUUGCGAUCCAAAACUGGGUACAGAUUGCGCAGGAGAUAAGCACAAAUGCGUAUCCCACGGGGCAGCCGUUUCUCGAAGUCUUUGCCCGGACGUGCUUUUACGAUACCUGUUACAGCAAUCGGAUCACUCCAGAGCAGCUGGCGAUGGGGACGAAGUUUAUCUCCCUGAUCCUGGCGAUGACAUCCGGGAUGGCGUCGCUUAUGAGUGAAUCGGUGAUACAGUCAACAUUGCAAGAGCUUCAGAGCCCUGCCGUAAUCAGUACUUCGGAAGGGAGCAUAAUGCAUACCCUGUGGAAAAGGAUGUUCGCCACCGAUGGUGGACUACUCGGAAUGGCGCCGUGGAGUGCGGAGGCGGGUGAUGAGGUUGUGCUUCUGGCUGGUUGCUCGAAUCCUUUUGUUGUGAGGCCGUGCUCCGGGGGACAUCAGGUCAUUGGGCCUGGGUAUGUCCAUGGGGUCAUGGAUGGAGAGGCCUGGAAUGCACGAUCUGAGUCUGAUGAUGAGUUGUUUGUUUUUGUAUGA